This is a messenger RNA of Symbiodinium sp. CCMP2592, 2253 nucleotides long. The record is from the annotation of a GenBank genome assembly. NCBI's taxonomy places the organism in Eukaryota, Dinophyceae, Suessiales, Symbiodiniaceae.
AUGGCCGGUGCUUUCGCACGGUGUUUAGCGCUGCAAAGCCUAGCCGCCCUGGCUGUGUGCGCCGAGCGGAUAAGCAAGUACUGCGUUGUAGGCGCUGGCCCUGCAGGUAUCCAGUUGGGGCACUUUUUCAGGAAUGCCAGUUUAGAUUACGUCACCUUUGAGCGUCAGGCGCAGGCAGCCACAUGGUUUCGGAAGUUCCCGAUCCAUCGGAAGCUGAUCUCCAUCAACCGCCGCAACACGCGCUCCAAGAAUGCAGAGUUCAAUCUUCGACACGACUGGAACAGCCUGUUGGAUGUGCCCAUCGCGCGCUUCACCAACUGGACGGAGGACUAUUUUCCUUCUGCCGAUGUCCUGGCAGAUUACCUCCAGGCCGCAGCAGAUCUGCAGGGCGAGGCGAUUUUGUACAAUCACUCUGUCCAAAGGAUCCGGCGGUCCGAUUCAGCCGCCAGAACGGGCCAGUCCAACCGGUUCGAGGUAUCCGUGCAAGCCCCCACAGGCUUGCUGAUCUGGAAGUGUACAGUGGUCAUUGCGGCCGUGGGCUUAUGGCAGGCACAUGUGCCCGAGAACUGGAUACGUGGCAUGGAGCAUACCAUCGGCUACGAGGAGUUAGCACCCUGGCCUGGUGCCGCCGCCUUCGACCAGCUCUCGGUGCUCAUCCUGGGAAAUGGGAAUGGAGCCUUCGAGACCAGCGACGCGGUGCGGAACUUUGCCGCAGACAUCGGAAUCCUGGGCCGCCGAGAGGAACGCUUCGCUCAUGAGUCAAACUAUGUGGGGGAUGUGCGCGCAGCACGGCUGACGUCUCUGGAUUCACUUCACCUGAAAUCCCUUGACGACGUCUUUGCGCUCGUGCCAGCAGCAGGUCGGCUCCUUGAGCUGCUGCCCUGUGCCAGUGCGGGCCCAGGCACUGGCGAGGCCGGGAACGGCUGGCCUGAGAACGCCUUCGACACCGAGCUGCAGGGCUUCCGGGGCCGGCCGCCCGUCUGCGCAUUGCCGGACAACAGCAAGAAGGAAUUUUUGCUGGCAGAUCACGAUCCCGAGAAUCCAGCAGUACAGGAGGCGCUUGCCAGAUGGGCGGAGCACAUUCAUGUACGCAACGGCAGCGCCGUGUACAGGUCGCAUUUCAAGAAGGCUCUGAAGCAGCUCGGCAAGCAGGCAAAGCAUGCCGUCCCCGGCAUUGACGAUGCCAUCGCCGGGCGCACCCAGGUGUGUCUCUCGCGCCAGCAUGAAGCCACAUCACAUUGCCGUGAGUCCGCCGAGUUUCGCUCGGCGCUGCCGGCGCUGAUGGCGAGCACCCAGGGCCUUUAUGUGGAGCACGACCGCUUUCGCAAGCCCUUUGACGUUGUUAUCCGGGCCUUGGGCUGGAGGAUGGAGCCGGAGCCCUUCCAGGAGCUUAGUGUGCAACUGGAUGCCGACAGGAAGUACCCGGAAGUGGAUGCCUGCUUUGAGUCGACAGAGCCAGGCCUGUACUUUGCAGGCACUGUUACACAUGGCUUCGACAAGAAGCGGUUCGGCAGCGCGGGCGGCUUCAUCCACGGCUUCCGCUACACAGCGAAGACGCUGUUUCGCUGCCUGACGCACCAGUUCGAAGGAAGGCCCUUCUGGCAAGAUAGCCAACACCGCUACGAGUGGCCUGGUCCGGGUGCCGAAGCCGCUUGUGAGGUCGGUCAAGAGCCGGCUACAGGGACCAAGAGCAUCCAGCGGCUCCGCAGGAGCCUGGAGACAACUCCGCACUGGAAUCGGCUCCUCACGCGGCUCAACGAAGCAUCCGGGCCCUACCAGAUGUCCUGCGGGGCCCUGGUGGAUGGGCUGGUGUAUGAUCGGCAGCAGCUUCGGGUCACGUACUACCAGGACAUCCCCAUAGACCUGUUCGAGGCGGAGUUCCGGCAACACCCUCGUCUGUACUUCCAGUUCCGCUACGGCAAAAGCAGCUACCUCCAACGGUCAGACUUUUUGCGAACCCGGCUGGUGGCGCACAAGUCGUCCUUCCUCCAUCCGGUGCUCUUCUAUUUGAUGCCCAACAAAAGCGCGGAGAAUCCGAGCCAUUCCUCGCGCUUGCACUUAGUCGAGGAUCGGUGGACCGACUGGGCUGGUCGCGAAGAGGUAUUGGCAGUCCAUAACUUCUUGUCCGAGGUGGAAAAAUCCAUUUGGCAGGAUGUGAAGCCACCCAAGUUCCACGAAGGCAUCGACAAUCUCAACCUCACCUGCAACCAUUUUGAAGCCGGAGAGGACGAGGAAGAGGAUUACGAGAAGUAG